Messenger RNA from Pyrgilauda ruficollis (rufous-necked snowfinch), 525 nucleotides. RefSeq names its product ESX-1 secretion-associated protein EspI-like. The transcript has a single exon. The record is from RefSeq and is a predicted model, not a curated record. Bases 1 to 525 code for a protein of 174 amino acids. NCBI's taxonomy places the organism in Eukaryota, Metazoa, Chordata, Aves, Passeriformes, Passeridae.
AUGACUGCACCUGCGCCGCGGCACCCGGAAGCGCUCCUCGCCGAUGCCGCCGUGUUGCCAGGCAACGCGAUCGACAACAACGGUUCCCCGGUGCCGCGGCCCAUGGCUGUGCUGCUGUCCCCGGGAGCUGCAGGAGCUGUCUCCGUGCCUUCUCCCUCUGCAUCGCAGCCGGCAACUGAAUUCGCAACAGUGCAGGCGGCGCCGGCGCGGGCCGACCCCGUGCCGAGCCCGCCGCCCCUGCCUGUCCCGCUGCUCCCUGCCAACACGACUGCAGUGCAAGAGCAUGCCGAGAACGGCACUGAGCCCACGGGACCGUCUCAAGACCCGGCACCCGUGCCGCCUGCACCGCCCACCCCAGCUGUCCCGCCGGCUUCCGGAGCUCCGUCCUUCACAUCAGACCCUGUGGACCGCCUGUCCCUCCAUGGAGGGGGCAUGGCUCGCCAGCUGAUUGCGAGUGCAGCCCGGCUGCCUGUUUUCACACUCAGCGUGUUUCACGGGUCAUUUCGCGUGUGGUCGGUGAAAUGA